GGUUUGUUUGGGCGUACCCACCCUCAUUUACCCAAAAAAGGGAAAAGAGAAAACAGAAAGCUCUUGUCCUUCUUGAGCUUCUCUGGUAGCAUGAUCAUCUCCUACCUCCUCUUCGUCAUCAACUCUUAAGACUGUCGCGCAUUCAGAUCCUUAGAAAUUUGAGCAUGGUGGAGAGGAACUAUAAUUAUCAACUUGAGGUUGCGAGUUAGCAAAAUUCGAUUUGUGAAAUCGUCCAUUUCACAGUGUCUUUUUGAAGAAACUAGUUGGGACUUCCCUCAACCAGCUUGCCGGCAGGAAGAAAACUCACGGCUUUCGACAUCUUACAAUACACAACUCUGGUGUGUGCAAGAUAGACUCUAUUAAAUAGUUGCAAUGAGCACCGAGCAACAGAAUGCUUCUUCGUCCUCUUACCGAUGCACAUAUGAUGCUUUCUUGAGUUUCAGAGGCACAGAUACACGCAAGGGCUUUACAGAUCACCUCUACAAGACUUUGGAGUUGGCAGGAAUCCACACUUUUAGAGACGAUGAUGAAAUUGAGAGAGGAGCCAACAUUGAACAGGAGCUACAGACAGCAAUACAAGAGUCACGAGUUUCAGUCAUUGUUUUCUCCAAGGACUACGCCUCUUCCAGGUGGUGCCUGAAUGAACUUGCUAUCAUCAUGGAACGUAAAAGAACAGAUGGACACAUGAUUGUGCCAGUUUUCUAUGAUGUGGAACCAUCAGAUGUCAGGAAGCAGAUGGGCAGUUUUGCAGAAUCAUUUACUAGACAUGAAAAGCGAUUCAAGGACGAGAUGGACAAGGUGGAAGAGUGGAGGCAAGCUCUUAGAGAUGUUGCAGACUUGGGAGGGAUGGUUUUAAGAGACCGGUACGAGUCGCAGUUUAUCCAAGAUAUUGUUGAAAUGAUUGGAAAUAAACUGGACUACAUGACGAAUAGGAGAUUAAGAGUUGAUCCCCAUGUGAUUGGACGAGGUUACUAUGUGGAAAGCCUAAACAUGUGGCUGGAAGAUGGAUCAAAUGACGUUGGAGUAGCUGUCAUCCAUGGAAUGGGUGGAAUAGGCAAGACCACCAUUGCUAAAAUUGCUUAUAACCAGAACUUCUCUAAAUUUCAAGCUAGCAGCUUUCUUUCAGAUAUUAGGGAAACUUCCAAACAAGCCAAUGGUUUUGUUCACUUGCAAAGGAACCUUCUUUCAGAUAUCCAAAAGAGGAAAAUGGAAAAAAUAUACAGCCUUGAUGAAGGUAUAGUAAAGAUCAAACGGGUUGUAUGUUGCAAAAGAGUUCUUAUUGUUCUUGAUGAUGUGGAGAACUUGGAACAGUUCAAUGCAAUUCUUGGAAUGCGAGACUGGUUCCAUCCUGGAAGUAAAAUUAUAAUAACAACUAGGCAUGAACAUUUGUUAAAGGCUCAUGAAGUUGUAAGGUUUAAGGUUGAAGGAUUGCAUGAGUAUGAAUCACUUAAGAUUUUCAGUUGGCAUGCCUUUGGACAACCCCAUCCUCAAGAAGGUUACAUGGAGCUUUCAAGACCCAUAGUAGAACAUUGUGGAGGGGUUCCAUUAGCUCUUCAAGUUCUGGGAUCUUCUCUAUAUGGAAAAACAAUUGAUUUUUGGAAAAAUGCAUUACACAACUUAGACUUGAUUUCUGAGGGGAAAAUUCGAAAGAUUCUUGGCAUAAGUUUUGAUUCUUUACAAGAUCAUGAUAAACGUUUAUUCCUACAUAUAGCUUGUUUCUUCGUGGGAAAGGACAAGGAUUUUACAACUACAAUCCUUGACGAAUGUGAUUUUUCCACAGAGGUUGGACUUCAACAUCUGGUUGACAGAUGUCUUGUGGAAAUUAAUGUCCACAACAAGUUAAUGAUGCAUCAAUUACUUCAAGACAUGGGAAGGGCAAUAAUUCGUGAAGAAUCACCUGAGGACCCUGGAAGACGCAGUAGACUGUGGCAUAAAGAUGCAUUUAACGUUUUGACAAAAUUAACGCAGGGUACGAGAACUAUCAAGGGCCUCAUGCUCAACUUUCCCUUAACAGAGUCAUCUCCGGUAUUAAAAACGAAGGCAUUUGCAGAGAUGCUCAAUCUUGAACUACUUCUGCUUGAUAAUGUAAAGUUGAGUGGAAGCUAUGAAGAUUUUCCAAAAAAUUUAAUAUGGCUAUCUUGGCUAGGAUUCUCUUUAAAAUCAAUACCAGCCAAUUUUUGUUUGGAAAAUCUAGUUGUUCUUGACUUACGGAAGAGCAGUCUGCAACAUAUUUGGAAAGGAACCAGGUUUCUUACAAGAUUGAAAAUUCUUAAUCUCAGUCAUUCGCAUGGCCUUAGGACAACAUCUGACUUGUCCGGACUCCCUAACCUUGAGAAACUAAUUCUUAAGGAUUGCAUUAAUUUGAUUGAUGUUGAUGAAUCCAUUGGAAACUUGGGGAAGCUUAUUUUCUUGAAUCUAAAAGACUGCAAAAGUCUUAAGAAGCUUCCAAAAAGAAUGAACAUGUUGAGCUCUCUUGAGGAACUUAUUCUUACUGGUUGCUCAAAGCUUGUUCUUCAUGACGGUGCCAUGGUGGAUCAUUUACAUUCUACAUCUAGGGAUAUGAAUAAACUUAGACUAUUAUCAAUUAUAUCAUGGACACCAAUCAGGUAUUGGUGGAUGUCGGCAUGGCCGGGAAAGACUCUUCAAUUAACGAGUUUCUCUCUGGCAAGUUUACCCCGUUUUUUGGGAAGCUUAAGUUUGUCUUACUGCAACGUGUCAGAGGUGCCCAAUGAUCUGUGUACACUAUCUUCGUUGAAGCAUUUGAAUCUAAUUGGUAAUCCAAUUUUGUGCCUACCACAACAAAUAAAGAGUCUUAUUGUGCUCGAGACUCUUUUGUUAGAUAAUUGCACAAACCUCGAAAUUCUUCCAGAGCUCCCACCAAGGUUGAAGAGGUUAGAAGCAAAAUAUUGUACAUCGUUGAAAAGAUUAACAAAUUUACCAAACUUAUUCAGAUCAUUGGAAUCACUUUUUUGGGGUUGUGAGCAUUUAGUUGAAGUUGAAAGCUUGUUGAAUAUAAAACCGCUGAGAAGCGCUGACAUAGAAAUGACAAGAUAUAUGGGCCUGUUCAAUUUGAAAUCCAUAGCAAGCACUGAUGUCGAAAUGAUCAACUAUUUGACCGGUACAACCAGGAUGGCUCCUGUCCAGGUACUCUAUGAAUGUGGCAUAUAUAGCAUUUUCUUUCAUGGAAGCAAGACUCCAGAUGGAUUUAGCUUCACAACAAGAUACAGAUCUGUGCUGUCAGUUAUUGCACCUUCACAUCCUAAUCCAAAAAUCCGAGGCUUGAAUUCAUGUGUUUUAUAUGCAAGAGAACCAGGCUUGGUUAUUGAUGACUAUCUUGUUAGUGCUAUGCAUUUGAUUAAGGUCAGUAAUCAGACCAAGGGUCUUAUGUGGACGUAUUCUCCAGUCACAGUAGGUUUUCCAACUGAGAAAGAAGAUAUGCUAUGGCUAAGCCAUUUUCGAUUUGGAAACAAUGAAUUGGAGUAUGGGGACGAAAUACGUGUUUCGGUGGAGAUGCAUGAUUUUCAGAUAAAGGAGUUCGGAAUCCAGCUUGUGUACGAGCAGGAAAGGUCUCCUUGUAGCCAGAAUAAUGUUGUUGCUGGAGAUGUGUCAAUGUCAACAUCAGAGUACCAAAUGUGGACAGGAAAAUACUUUCUCAGUAAUCAUAGGCACCGUACUCAUCAGGCUCAAUUCCGAAUGAGACAGGAGAAUCCAGCACAUAAUGAAUUUUCAUUUGGGCCAGAGCAUCAGGUUCAUAACUUAUUCAAGGCCCAAGGACCAUUAGAAAAUAUUGUGAGAGGAUGUCUAGCAGAUUCCCUAUCUGCUUCUCGCCACCUGUUUUGGCGAAAAUGAAGAGAAACAUUCUCAAUUCUUUGUCCAACAUCAGUCAUUUUCCUUGGUGAGUACCGUCUUUUUGUAUGUUGUUGUUCUCUCGUUCUGAAUAUAUACUCGUGGCUUUGUUGGAUUUGUUGCUUUUUGCUUAUUGUCAUAAAGACCAAUCAAGGAAACAAAACCGGAACAUUCCUCAUGA
Molecule: messenger RNA, 4027 nt
Organism: Pyrus x bretschneideri (Chinese white pear)
Lineage: Eukaryota; Viridiplantae; Streptophyta; Magnoliopsida; Rosales; Rosaceae
Product: disease resistance protein RPV1
Exons: 6
Coding region: 373-3849 (1158 amino acids)
Biological process (GO): signal transduction; defense response
Molecular function (GO): ADP binding
Source: RefSeq, a predicted model, not a curated record